UGAUAUCAAUGAUUAAAAAUUAUGCGAUAAAAAUGCGAAUGCGUGCUGCAUUUGGAUUGGUAUAAAAAGGCGACACCCUCGUUCAUUAUCAAAGUUUAGUGUUGUUUGCAGCCAUAAUGAUUAAGAUCACGCUAAUUUGUCUUUCUUUUGCUUUUGCAUUGGGAGCUGAGCCAUUGCUUUGCGUGCGUUUUUGUGAAAAUGAAAGUGCAAAAUUGACUUGCGCCACCAAUGGUGAUAAUUACUUGCUUUUCAAGAACGAAUGCGAGCUUAAAAAUAAGGAAUGUACUAGUGGAGAAACGUGGACUACAACUUCCUUAACUAGAUGCCUGAAAACUGUUACCCCAAUCAAGGGGCCAAUAAUUGAAAUCCCGGAAAAACCAGUUUUGUUGUCACAGAGAGCUGGAUGUGUAGUGCCCUGUAAUUUGCUAUAUAAACCAAUUUGCGGAUAUGAUGGAAAUGAAUACAGAACGUUCGACAAUGAUUGCUUCAUGGCCGCCGCAAAUUGCAAUAGGGAUGCAAGUACAACUUGCAUUUUGGGAGCAAAUGCUGGGUCACUAUGCCUACGUCCUUGCCCACAGCAAGAUAUAAAUCCCAUUUGUGCAACAAAUGGUGAAGUUAAAAAUUUCUUUUUGAACGAAUGCGAACUUCAGAAUGCAGAGUGUGCUGAUGGAGCGGUUUGGAAGAAGAUCAAAGUUGAAGAAUGUUUGGUAAUCUUAAGUGCUCCAAUCGCCAGAGCAGAAGAGAAGCCAACAAUUGUUAAUAUUCCUUGCGGAUUAUGCACCAUGAAUUACAGUCCAGUAUGCGGAUAUGAUGGAAAUGAAUUCAAAGUUUUUGGAAAUGGAUGCACCUUGAAUCAGCAAAAUUGUCUGGCGAAGAUUAACGCAAGUGAAGGUGAAGAAGUUUCAAGUUUCCUCGCUGUUGAGCCAGAAAAAUGUAACAUCAAACCAAUAACGUUCCCAAAAUUAAACUAAAGAGCAGCAUAAGCAAUAAAGAAACUGCAAAUUGUA
Hermetia illucens (black soldier fly) is the source of this 1007-nucleotide messenger RNA. Its product is annotated as four-domain proteases inhibitor-like. The transcript has 6 exons. The record is from RefSeq and is a predicted model, not a curated record. NCBI's taxonomy places the organism in Eukaryota, Metazoa, Arthropoda, Insecta, Diptera, Stratiomyidae. Gene Ontology annotation, molecular function: protein binding. Bases 117 to 971 code for a protein of 284 amino acids.